GUGAUUUCCGUGCAAGAAAAAGUCGGCGAGGAAAGUUUGCUCCGCGACAUGGCGCGAAGUGCGAAGCCGUGCAAUGCAUACGAACUGCUUGGACUGAACGACCCCAACGCGCAAGGCGACCCUCCCGCGACCAAUACGAAGAAGCCCAUUUUGACGCCAGCGUUGCUCCGACGCUUCAUUCACCUUCCGCACGUGGAGAACUUCAUGUUCCUUUUCGUCCUCUCUUUGAAUCCUGAAAAUUCAUAUGGUCUUCCAAAAGACAAGGAUCACAUGGCCGAUCAGGUCAUCGAACUGAGGAACCGGUUCAAAGAGUUGGCUGCGGUUUGCAACAAAACGCCGGGAUUUAAGCAGGCCCGAUUUUCUUACCACAUUUUAUCCGAUGCGGGAUUCUUCAGCUACAGGAUCAUCAUCUCAAUCGAUCGAUCAACCUUUAAGGGAUUACCACCAUGAAAUCGCUCUAAAAGUCAGAUUGCAAUAUAAUAUAAAUAU
This is a messenger RNA of Folsomia candida, 489 nucleotides long. RefSeq lists its product as uncharacterized. The transcript has 2 exons. The coding region runs from base 49 to 450 and encodes 133 amino acids. The record is from RefSeq and is a predicted model, not a curated record. Lineage: Eukaryota; Metazoa; Arthropoda; Collembola; Entomobryomorpha; Isotomidae.